CUGCAGGUGAGACAAGAUGGAGUUUGGAUUCGUGAUAUUUUUGCUCAGCUCUGCUCUUUUCGGGCACAGCUCUGGAUUCACAACACCUGAUACCACACCGUACUGGGACAUAACAGCAGGUCAUUAUUCCUGCCGGUAUAACUGCGGCUACAAUUUGGGUUGGUGUUCCUGCUCCAGCUCCUGUCAGUACUACGGAAACUGCUGUCACGAUUAUUACAAUUAUUGUUUCACCCCCACAACAACACCAACAACAACACCAGAACCCACGACGACCGAAAGCUUUCUGACAGAAGAUUAUAUUAGCUGCAGGGAUCGUUGUGGUUUUAAUGGUGCGCUCUGUUCCUGCACCAGCUCCUGUCGUUACUAUGGAAACUGCUGCAAUGAUUAUUACGGUGGAGCUCCAUGUGGUGGAACUCUGACUCAGUCACGAGGGGAAUUUUUCAGCCCCAAUUAUCCCAAUAAUUAUCCCAAUAAUGCACACUGCACAUGGAGCCUGCUGGCUGGAGAACUGCAGGUGGUUUCGUUAAACUUCCCGUUCGUCGAUUUGGAGUCAGGCUGUGACUUUAUCCGGGUGUACGACGGUCCGACUGCUCAGCAUUCACUUUUGGGUUCUGUGACUGGAAAUCAGAGAGCUACCUUCAACUCCAGCAGCAGAUACAUGACCGUCGUUUUCUCCACUGACGGCAGCGUGACUCGACAAGGUUUUCGGGCUGAAUGGGCUUUCAAAUCUGCUCCAAUGUGUAAGGACCGAUGUGGCAGCAGCUACAGCAGUUGCUCCUGUGAGAGUUCAUGUGAACGAUAUGGAAGAUGCUGUCACGAUUAUUAUGAUUAUUGUUACUAUGUGACGCCAACUCCUGUACCAGCCUGUGGGGGGAGUCUUCAGGGCUCAGGCUCCAUCUCCAGCCCUUACUACCCCAGUUAUUACCAUGACAACGCGUAUUGUGUGUGGCAGCUCUCGGCUCCGGCAGGACAGACCGUCUUCCUCUCGUUCCAGGACUUAGAUCUGGACCGCUGCUGCUACUGUGAUUAUGUGAGUGUGUAUGAUGGUCCAUCCACCGCGUCCCGCUUGAUAGGAAAGCUCUGUCAGAAUAGCACAAGCCACCUGGACUUCCAGUCGUCCUCGUCCUACAUGACCGUGAUGUUCAGGAGUGACUACUCUGGGGUUGGGCGUGGCUUUAAAGCCUACUUCAGUUCCUCCCUCACCCAAAACACAGGCCGUGUGGAUUGCUCCUCUGACUCGAUGAACAUUGCCAUCCGUAAAUCCUACCUGGACUCACUGGGCUUCAGCUGGUAUGACCUUUAUCUGGAUGACCAUCGCUGCAGAGCUUCAACUGACAACUACUAUGUCACCUUCAACUUCCCUCUCCAUAGCUGCAGCACCAGGAGAAAGACCGAGAAUGGACGAAUUAGCUACACCAAUAAUGUGCGAGCAGCUCAGUCAACGUCGGGUGAGAUCACCCGACAUGAUACAGAGUUCCUGUUGGUUGUGAGAUGUGUGAUGGAGCGUGAUUCUUCAGUCGGGAUUCUUUAUGAAGCCAAAGAGAUUACAAAUGCAACUAUCAGUGGAACGGGUCGGUUCAACACCACCAUGGCCUUUUACCCAUCCAGCAACUUUUACUACCCCAUCACCGAUUCCCCGUACCGAGUGAACCUCAAUCAGCAACUGUACGUGCAGGUGCAGCUAACCCAAGCCGAACCAAGCCUCCACCUGUUCAUGGAUUCCUGUGUGGCCUCGCCAAACCACGACUACAGCAGCCGCACCUAUGACCUUAUACGCAAUGGCUGUCAGAGAGACAACACGGUAAACAUAUACAGAAAUGGAAAUCGUUACUUCGCUCAGUUCAGCUUCAGCGCAUUCAAGUUCCUGCGCACACACAACCAGGUGUUCCUCAAGUGUGAUGUCGUUAUCUGCCCUGACAACGACUACAACUCACGAUGUCGCCAAGGAUGCCGUUAUCGCAGGAAACGAAGCACUAGCUCUGAUCACCACACUGAGGUCCUCACCCUUGGGCCAAUCACACUCAAAGGUCCAGAGGAGGCUGAGGCCAAGACUGAGGAAAAGGAGUGAACUCACACUGACUGAUUAAUUAAUAACUUAAAUAUAGUUAACACUGAAUAAUAAUCUGAAUAAGCUUCCUCUAUUAAAGCAUUAUCUAAAGGCAA
Ictalurus punctatus (channel catfish) is the source of this 2163-nucleotide messenger RNA. RefSeq names its product deleted in malignant brain tumors 1 protein. NCBI's taxonomy places the organism in Eukaryota, Metazoa, Chordata, Actinopteri, Siluriformes, Ictaluridae. The record is from RefSeq and is a predicted model, not a curated record. Bases 17 to 2068 code for a protein of 683 amino acids. The transcript is spliced from 16 exons. Gene Ontology annotation, cellular component: cell surface.